Messenger RNA from Notolabrus celidotus (New Zealand spotty), 5638 nucleotides. It is a transcript of the gene topaz1, whose product is annotated as testis and ovary specific PAZ domain containing 1. Lineage: Eukaryota; Metazoa; Chordata; Actinopteri; Labriformes; Labridae. Gene Ontology annotation, biological process: spermatid development; spermatocyte division. The coding region runs from base 161 to 5134 and encodes 1657 amino acids. The transcript has 20 exons. The record is from RefSeq and is a predicted model, not a curated record.
AUUCGAGCAGCAGGGACAUAUGCAGUACUAAUGGCAGCGUCGAGGCCUUCACGGGUCUAAUACUGAAAGUUCAGCUUUAUCCCAAAAGCACGUUUUAUCGUAAGCAGAAUAAGAAAUCACUAUUUGUUUUAUUUACUGUAACCUCUCUUUAUCAGCCAGCAUGUUACCAUCUUGUAGCAGAGUGAAACUGAACCGUGUAGCGUUAAAACACGUUAUUGGUCCAAGACUGGUACCGCGUCGGAGACGAGAUCCGGGAUCAGCUGUCUCGAAAAAAGAAGAGGAAACCCGAACUGAGACUUCUACGGCCCAUAGCAGCGAUGAGCCCGUCCAAAAGAUUUUAACAGACCAAAUGUGCCCAACAAAUGUGACCGACAUCUCUGAAGCAGUGCCGGAGGAGAACUGUCUAGGUACGAAAAGGGCAAAGAGGGGAGACAUGCAACAGACAAGAACAGACACUGAAAGAAGUACGCACUCAAAUCCCACUGGACCUACGGACUCAGAGGGGUCUUUGAGGAGAGCUGUCAAAGCCUCCCACUGUGGUCUCUGUGGGGACUGUAAAUACAUUUCCCCUCAGCGGAAGACACUGGGUAAGCCAAGGCAAAAAAGCAGUGGCCCAGGGCCAGGGCAGCCUAUAGUUGAUUUUAAGCUUGAGGAAAGAAAAACAGCCCCAGAGAUCUCUCAGAAGAGUGUCAUGUGGAAAGACCCUUGGCCGAAGGUGACACUUUGUGACGUAGUCCAAAACUUUGAUGCUUUAAGUCACGAUUGUGGCUGCAUGUUACCGGAUGUUCUCAAAACCAAGGUUGUGCAUUGUUUCAAGCAGGAGAUGAGACCUGGAUUUGGCCCUGGUUGUUCCGACUGCAGUGAACAAGAAAACAAGAAAGAUGCCCACGCUAAUACUACAGAGAAGAAUGUCUGUCAGUCAAAGAGUCUGACCCCACAUGACAGCAACAUUACUGAGUGCACAGACUUAAAGUCAUUUACCAAUCAUACCCCAUGUUGUUUCCUUGAGAGUUGGACAAGUGAAGGCUCUGCAACCGGUUCUGCUUCUCUCUUAUUAGAUGAAUGUACUACCAAAAGGGAGUGCAGGACUGUCAUGAAGGACAGAAAUACUGAGCAGGAUCCCGGGCCAGGCUAUCCCCUCACAAGAGUUGGGCUUUGCAGGGACAAGAGAAAAAAGCUGACAGAUUGUUUUGAAGAUGGGAUUUUGCCUCCUACUCCAGACCUGGACAGCACCAACAACUCCAAAAAGACAAUUGAAAAUGACAAAGAGAAAACACACUUUUGGGUGUCUUCUAAUGGCCAGCCUUGUUCAGAGAAUGUCCAAAGUGUUGGCAGCAGCAACACCUUUAGCCCUGAUGUGUCAGGAAACUAUGUUCAUAAGAAACCUAGUGGGAGGAAAGGCAGUCCCUCAAAAACCAAUGCAGCGCAAAUGUCCCCUGAGCUGUCCUGUCAGAACAAUGAAGUGGAUUCAGAUGAACCAGAGUCAUUCACCUGCCAAAGAGUGAGGGUCUUUAAAAGAACAGUCCUUUUUUCCUGUGCACGCACAUACAUGUCCUGGCCCUUCACUAAGUGUAGCUGGACCCUGACAGCCAAUGCAGGGACAUCAGCUCAGUCUGCAGAGCAUGUUGAUGACAGAAAGGAAGAAGAAGAUGGAAAAUGCAUCUUAGCAGAGAGAAAUGGGACAACACACGAUGAUAUGUCUUUAUACUCUUCUUUAGGAAGAGACAUGGAGUUUGCUCCUCAUUUAGUGGAGGCAGAAGAAUUACAGAAUUCCCUUUCCAACCCCAGUCAGUAUGGACAGAACGCAGCCUCGCCUUCAUCCUCACCAGUUAAUGAUCCCAAAACUGACAGCUACCUAUCUACCCGUUCCCCCAAAGCACUUUGCCCGAGUGGCUGGAAAACUGCUCCCAGAUUUUCCCCCAUGUCAUCUCCAUUUACACAUAGUGGUUCAAGCAGAAUCUCGUACACAACAUCCUCCCCGACACCUUCAGUCUCCUUACUGACCACAGUCAAAAGUGUCGAGUUGGCUGAGGAUCUAUCAGCCAACACAUUGCCAGUGCUGCUUUCACCCUCACAAGUGGUCCAACCUGUACCAAGAAAGUCACUGAUGUGCGAUGAGGAAUCCCAAAUGACUAGAUGUCACAAUUCUGAGUCCUACACUUCAUUCGGAUCGUUCCACCCCAUCACUCAAGAGGAACAAGAGAGCGAUGAAGAACUUCUUGCAGACCGGUUUCCUCCUAAACUGGAGCCAUAUUACAAAACGAGCCCCGUUAACCAUGAUCUCGUCUUCACAGAAAACAAUGAGGACAUGUUCUCAAAUGACUUUGUGCUUCUACCAGUGCUAUCUCCUGUCAUUUCACCAACACCUCACUUUCCAACCACGGCCCUUCCUCAAAGUCCAGUCUGUUUAGAUGAAGAAGAGGAGGAAAUAAAUGAAGAACCCAACCAACACAAAUCAUUACCUGGAUGUUUCAUUCCACAUAUUGUUUAUGGCAAUAAUGGAAAGACUGAGGAUGAUCUUGUACAUCGUAGCAAACAUUUUGAAAGAAUCUCGAGGAAUUUAAUAUCUCAGGCUUCUCUGAGUGAACAGUCUUUUCCAAGCAGUGAUGAAGAUCUAGAAACUGAUGAUGGAGAGCAUUUUAUGCAGGUUGACAAAAAAUCUGAAGAAGUUUCCUCAGGCUCUAAAAUAACCCCUGGCUUGGAUGCGCAGGCAAAAUCCUGCUCCUCUUCCUGCAGUGACAAAGAUGAUUAUGGAGCCUUCAGUGACAAGGAACAGCCAUGUUUGUCCAGAGAGGAGCUGAUAGGCCCAUGUAAAAGAGCAGGCCCUGAUAGGGCUCAAGUUAAAGCAAAGGCAGCUGGUGACACUCAUCAGAGUGUUUGGGAUGAGUUCACAGCAUUUGAACAGGAUAUCCUGCUUGUGGAUGUGAUUCAGGACGACCCAGAGCUGUUUGAAAACAUGCCCCAGAAAAGUUUGCUGAAACUAGGUCCUACCAGGAUUUCUGAGGUCCUCAAAACCAGGAAAGGCCAGGCAUCAGUUGAUGUAAAAAAAAGGUCAAGUCUUGUAUUUGUUAGUAUCUCAUAUCCACAGUCAAAGACAAAUCCUGAUAUCAAAGAUGAGAGCAACAGCAGGUCAUGGAGACCUCAGAGUGUCAGAAACCCUGCCACAAGGGAAAGGAUCACAUGGACUGCCAAAGAAAAGCCAAUCCGGAUCUUGCGUCAGCCUGAUGCCAACAACAAUCAUGUAAACGGAGGCCUGGAAAGGAGCCAGCCAAUCCAAACAGUGAUCUCUCUGCAUAAUCACACCCUUGCACUGAAGACUCCAAAAAAUGGGUCAUGGAACACAAACUUGACAGACGCAGCAGAGUUAAGGCGCCAACAGUCAAAUGCUUACUGCAGGCAGUACUUCAGUGAGUCGCUGUCCUGUGGGUUCAACAUGUGCUGGUUCCUGCACGUGCCUGGGGAUGGGGACGAGAAGUUUUGCAUAGAAACUGUGACACGGUUCACCAAGAACCCAGUGUGCCUUCAAAAAGCAGGGGCUGUCUUUACAGGCUACUACCAAAACAACCCACCAGGAGUGUAUUUUUCCAUGCCGGUUCUACUAUCGCUCCUCUGGGCUCUCCUCAAAGCUGGCAUGCUGUCCGAUGUGUUCUCGGUCCUCAGUGUCAGCUCGGCCCAUAAGAUAGUGCCUGGCCAUGAGUUUGUCUUAGCUCUCUUCAACUUUGUAAGAGAAAAGAGUCUCCUGAGUUUGGUGCCUGAACUCAUGCAGCUCACAUUCAAGAUGGCUAGUGCAGGCCUGGUGUUGAGUUCGGACUGCUUGGAUUGUGUGAAAAACACUCCUGAGUUCCAGAAGACAAACUCAAAUGUUUCUGUAUCCGACAACCAAAACAGGAUGCCCACUAGUGGACCCUUUCCAGAGAACCUGAAAUUGGUUCAUGCCAUUGUGGAGAUAGAGCUCUGUACCAAGCAGAAGGACUGGAGGCAGAUGGGGGAGGUUUUCAGGUCGAUCUGCCAAUCCAGCCAGCGCCCCAACCAAGUGGAGCGAAUCAGCGGUCGCAUUGCCAUAGCACUGCUGUCAGAGAGCAAAGACAAGCUGUCACUGCCCUUUGCUGCAUUUGCUGAGACAGUUUCUCAGAAUGAAGAGGAGGAGAGCCUGAGCAGGAGUUUUUUAGGCAGAAUUGGUGUCUCUCUCAUGUUGAGAUAUCACAAAACGCAUCAAUGGGCAAAGGGUCGAAAGGUGGUGGAAGUACUGUCCAGCUCCAAAGUCAACUACUCAUUACUGAAGGGGUUGUUUGGGAAUGAGGAUGGAGCAUCUCGCUGCUGCCUGGUCACUGUGGCUACUGAGUUAUUCCUGCUGAGUGGCAGUGUGGAGGGAGCUCUAAACACACUCCGAGAAAACAAAUGGUUUGUGAGUUCGUGCUCGUGGCCGUGUGAGCCUGCUGAUCUGGAGAGCAGGAUUCGUGUGUUGGCACGUCUGGCUGAAAAAUCUUCUCACAGAGACUCGUUUGAUAUCCUCAGCAAUCUCCCUGGACUCAAGGAGACGAGCAACUCGGUGGAUAUCUCGAGGUACGCCUCUCAGUUUAACUUUCACCUCCAAGUGUGCUUGGACAGACAGAUGCUUCCUGUUGCUUCAGACACAGUGGACUUCAUGCUGUCUAAAAACCUGGCAGUUGAUCCCACUAUGCUGCACAUGCUUUUGGACAAACUGGGCAAGCAGAACCUCUGGCACCAUGCGCGGGAAAUCUUCAGACAUGCUCUAAGUGCGGAAUACUACCCUGGUGUUUCUGCUCCUCCUGGUUUCUUCUCACUGAUCAUCCCCUGUCGGCUGGGGGAGGUGGAGCUGGCUCUCACCUUAGAGAUGUACAUCACUGUCAACGCAACUGUUCUCCUCCACCAACCAGAGAACACAUCCUCCUGUCUCAGCAUUACUUUGAAGAGGACUCAAAGCUGUGAAAGCGAGUACCUUUCCGCUGGCAGUCGCCUCUUGUCAGCAUCUUGUAUCCCCCAGCCUAAACUAAUUAUUCACUACAAAUAUGUGAACGCCUCACAGGAGCAAGUCUUCACCCUGGACAUCCCCUCAGCUCGAUUCUGGCUCCGCCACAAUCAUAGGUGGGCCAAUGAGGUGUGGACUCAUUGAACCAGGUUGGCGCUGUAGUCCCUCUCUUUGCUUUCUGUUUGGAGGGCCAAUAAAAACAAAACAAACACAUGAAAUCAGUUAACCAUUGUUUGUGAAUUUCUGUUGGCUGCAUGUUUGUAAUCCCAGAGACUGACACUAGAACUUUACACCAUGGUAACAUAUUUUUGUUCUUGUUUGUUUUAAUAUGUUUAAGGGUUGUUUUUAUCACUUCCUUGUUUCCUGGAGAGUUCUUUAAGUGUAUUCGUCUUUGGUUUCAUCACUCAGUAUUUUUGUGAUUUAUUGUUUGAAUAAGUAAUCAUUCUAUUGGGGAACAGAACCCUACAAUUUUGUAAGAUUUGAAUAUUUGGUUAUAAAUAAAUGUAAAUAACAUCUGAGUGAACAUAGGUGAGUAUUUGAACUGUGUUAAGUCUUUGCAAUUGUUAUGUUACUGUAUUGUUCCAGAGUUGUCACUUUGAUUUCCUUUGUAUGAAUUUUUAUAAUAAAAAAGUUGUUCUGCUCCAGAAA